CUAUCUACACAUAUAUAUAUGUAUAUAUAAAUAUAUACAUAUAUAUAUAGCUGUGUUUAAGCAAAUAUAUAGGAGGCAACAGUUUCCUAGAGAGACAGAGAGAGACAGAGAGAGGGAGAGAGAGAGAGCGCCAGAUGAAUAGACGUGUGAUUCAUGAUGAAAAGGUAACACGCAUGCUCAGAUGUUGUGAAUAGUUUUUCUCCCCCCUCCUCCUCCUCCUCCUCCUCCUCCUCCUCCUCCCUCUCUCCAUCCUGUGGUCUCAGCCUCAGUUGGAGCAUCUCUGUGAUAGAGAGCUCCGACUUUGACAGACAGAAGGUGCAGACUGGAGCAGACGUCUCCUCCUACAUGAACGCGCAGGGAGGUGAUCGCAGGUGUCUGUUCUGGUCGGGUGGUGUCCUUGAGGAGGAGAGGGAGGAGAAGUGAGGAGAGGGGAGCAGAGAGACGCUGCUGACUGCCGCAGGAGAAACAGGAGUCAGAGGAGGCAGAGGAGGAGAGACACCGAUGACCAGGAGGAGGUGAUGGAGCGCGGCACCGCGACGCUCGGUGAAUGACUCGGUGAAGUUCGACCCGGUGGAUGGUUUACGAGUAAAAGAAAAAAGCAGGUGUCUGCCUACUGUAAAGUUUCAGUGAUGGAGUCCACUCAUCUGCUGGGCAGCUCCAAGAAAAGGGUGAAGAUCCACCCUCACACUGUCACAGCCAAAUACGCCACACACACACCCUACUCCCCUCAGCCUGGAGUCCACACACACUUCCCUCAACCUGGGGACGAGGGCUACGAUGACGCUCCGUCCUUCGAGGACUUCGGCUCUUUCCUGGAGGAGACGUCCGACAAGAAACGGCUGACGGACGGCAGGAAGUGGCCCCUGACUCUGUUUGGUUCCAGAGACAAAGACCAGGACAAAGCACAGAAACCCCAGGCCGGUGGUGCAGCGGCGGAGGCGGGUGAAGCUAAAGCAGCCAAAGGUCCUGGUAAAGGUGUGGGCGAGCAGUUGGCCAGUUUUGGGGAGGCGUCUGUGUCUGCCUCCCGCCUCACCUGGGUGGGUCUGCUGGGUGCCGCUCUGGCUCACGGCUGUUUGAUCGUUCUGACCCGACUGGCCUCCGAUCGCUUCAGCCUGGGCCCCCUGUUUCUCCUGCUGGUUCGAUCCAUCGUCCAGCUCCUGUCUGUGGCCGUGCCGCUGCACAGAGGUGAGAACCCUUUUGGACCGGACGGCUACCGUCUGCGUCUGCUCUGUUACGGCAUCGCCUACUCCCUGUCCCUCUGCUGCGCCUACUCGUCUCUAACCUUCGUCUCCCCUGGAGACGCUACCACAACCUGGCGCCUAGCAACCACCGCGCUGUCAGCGACUCUGGCCUUCCUGCUCCUGGAGGAGAGGCUGGGAUUGGCUGAUGGUAUCACCUUAGCUGCGGGCCUGUGCGGUUUGGGGCUGGUGCUGCUUCCUAACGAGGACGAGAGCAACUCGGAUUCACCAACCGACCCGGUUGCUUUCUGGAGAGGGGCUUUCGGCUGGUCUCUGUCAGCUGUCGCCGGCCUGUGGAUGGCGCUGGCGCUGGUCGGGUAUCGCUCUCUAAAGGAGAGGGUGGGAGUCGGAACAGCUUUGUUCACAAUCAGCUGGACGGGCUGUCUGCUCACUCCGGGCGCUCUGGCUCUCCUCCAGGAGGGAUGGUCCUGGCCCAUGAGCGCCCCAGCUUGGGCUCUGGUGCUGGGCCUCGUCGCCUGCUCGGUCGCAGCCUUUUUGGGGAUGACUCACGCCCUGACACGGCUCCACCCAGCUCUGGUGUCUGCCUCCCAGAGCUUGGAGAUACCUGUUGCCAUGGUACUGCAUCUGGCGGUGCUGCCUUCCCUUCCCACCGCACCUGAGGUGGUGGGGAACGUGAUGGUUCUACUAAGUGUGGUUUGGCUGGUGGCCAUGAAGCUGCUCCCCUCUAGAGGCGGUGGGCGGCGCCAGAGGGAAGAAUACGAAGAGAUUCUGGACUCGCCCAUUAAAUAAACACUUCCAGUUGCCGCCCCUUGUGUCUCCAGUUUUUUGUUCUCGUUGCUCACUCCCUCCGUCAUGAGAUCGGUUCUACUUUCCACAGGAGAGACUGCUAAACCAUGUUUGGAGCUUUAUCUAUUUUGUAUCGUCGCCUAAGCUUUGGGGAAAAAGUGCCAAUGUUGUGUCGUCUGUUCUGGUGACGUUGUGACGUGACAUUAAAGUCUCUCUGAUGAACACUGUGCAUUCCACUUAUAAUCAACCAUCCCACCAUCCAA
This is a messenger RNA of Cynoglossus semilaevis (tongue sole), 2248 nucleotides long. Its product is annotated as solute carrier family 35 member G2-like. The record is from RefSeq and is a predicted model, not a curated record. Gene Ontology annotation, cellular component: membrane. Bases 630 to 1988 code for a protein of 452 amino acids. NCBI's taxonomy places the organism in Eukaryota, Metazoa, Chordata, Actinopteri, Pleuronectiformes, Cynoglossidae. The transcript is spliced from 2 exons.